Molecule: messenger RNA, 3053 nt
Organism: Lolium rigidum
Lineage: Eukaryota; Viridiplantae; Streptophyta; Magnoliopsida; Poales; Poaceae
Product: HEAT repeat-containing protein 6
Exons: 18
Coding region: 592-2586 (664 amino acids)
Source: RefSeq, a predicted model, not a curated record
AAACCAUGCAACGCAAAGUUUUCACACACUGAUUCACACGUUCUGUCUGGCCAUCCUCGUGGCCGAUUUGUUUUGGGGAAUAGGGUUGGUGCUGCAAAUUUGCAGCAGGGCCGCCCAAAAAAUUUGUAUCACCAUACAUCAUCUGUUGGAGCAUUAUUUUUGGCUUUUUGUGCCCUAUAAAUCAGUUUUUUGGGCACCGCAUUUGUUUUCAUCUGCUGGAGAUGCUCUUAUGUCCCAACACAUGAUCAUCAAUUAAGAGUUAAGCACACAUUUAGUUUGACACUAAGCGGCCACCCAGCAGAGCUAAUAAAUGCUAAAAACAGCUUACACAAGGAGGUGUAUAAAGCAAGCCGAAACAAUUAACAGAGGGCACAGCCGGAUGAGCUUUUCAUUAUUAUUGAGUUGGUGAGCCACGGCUAAUCCUAGGGUGGUUCAUUCACACCCGCGCUGCCCGCUCCACUUCCCCCUCUACUGCUCACAUUGCUUUGUCCAUUUCACUCAUUCAUCAUUUCCUUGUGACUUGCAGAAAUAGAUUUUCUUAUGUUUUAUCCAAAUUUUGCGUAACACUUAUCUUUUGGUUUGGCAGGUGUAAUGUACUUGAUACAGCGUGAAACUCAAGCUACAUUGGUUCCAGCAUUGUUCAGAGUUCUCAUCUUUCUGAUAUCUGCUACACCGUAUGCUCGCAUGCCGAAGGAGUUGUUACCAAAUGUCAUUACAGCCAUGUGCUGUAGAUUGUUGGACAGCCAGUCAAAUAAAAAUGAGCAUUAUGCCUUGAUGGUUAAUGUUCUAAGCUGCUUGGAAGCAGCAUUUGCAAAGGUACCACCUUCUUCAGGUGUCUUUGGAGUUCUCAUUGAUGGUUGUGCAGGACCAUCUACUCAGCAGAAGUCAAGUGUGGUAGCUGUUCUUCUUCAUUGUAUAGAAGGGGAAAUGCAUUUCAGCAUUAGAUGUGGAGCUCUCCAGGUGUUGAGAUCAGUGGUUCAUAAUUAUCCAAGCUGUGCAAACAUCAUUUGGGAAGAAGUUCGAGACAUUGUUCUUGACUUAUUGCAAGCUGAAAGCUUUGAAGACCAAAAAUGUGAUGCUAACUUUGGGCCUCCUAAAGAAGAAUUGUCAAUUAAGGGAAGAUGUCUUGUAGCUGGUAUGAAGGUAAUCGAUGAGUGUUUGCGUGUUUCAUCUGGAUUCAAGGGAGCAGAUGACCUCAAAGAAUGUAGAUUGCUCGAUAUUCAGCAGAUUUCUGACUGUACUGUAAAUAAAAAUAUUAAAUCUGCGCCCCACUUUGAAAUUGAAGCGCCUGGACCAUCACAAAACUGCAAUUUGGACAUAACACUUGGAACCAGCCGUUGGAUUGAGGUGAUAGAAACCCAUCUACCUCGAGGAUUAUCACAUGCCUCUGCUAUGGUCAGGACAGCAUCACUCACAUGUUUUGCUGGCAUGACUUCUGAUGUUUUCUUCUCCCUGCCAGUAAACAAGAAAGAUUAUGUGACUUCCUCAUCUGUUCAUGCAGCAUUGAGUGAUACAGUUGCUACUGUGAGAUCAGCUGCAUGUCGAGCCAUUGGUAUUGUUUCAUGUUUUUCUCAAAUACUGUUGAGUCCCAGUCUACCUGGCGAGUUCAUAGAAGCCAUUGAGUUUAACACACGAAAUUCAUCAACUCCAGUCCGUAUAACUGCUUCAUGGGCUUUGGCAAAUCUUUGUUCUUCUAUUCGUUUUAGAGCAUUGGAAUUGCAAGCAGAUCCGUCUGCAGGUGUACUAGAUAAAUCAACCAUAUCUUUGUUGGUUGAAAUUGCUUUGCGCCUGACGAAAGAUGGCGAAAAGGUAAAGUCAAAUGCUGUUAGAGCUCUUGGAUAUCUUUCAAGGUUUAUCAGAUUCAAUCAUCAUUCUGACGCAGUUGAUGAGCCAAGCAAUUCAGAUUUUUGCGGAGAUCCUGUCUGGCUCGAAAGAAUGGUACAGGCUUUGAUGUCUUGUGUGACAACUGGAAAUGUAAAGGUUCAAUGGAAUGUUUGCCAUGCUCUUAGCAACUUAUUCAUGAAUGACACCUUGAGACUUUCAGACAUGCAGUGGGCAUCAAGUGUUUAUAGCAUACUUCUAUUACUGCUCCGCGACUCAAACAAUUAUAAGAUAAGGAUGCAUGCUGCUGUUGCUUUAGCAGUGCCAGUCACAAGACUCGAUUAUGGGAGCUCAUUUCCAGAUGUUAUUCAAGGUCUCGAGCAUGUUCUUGAGUCAUUUUAUUCAAACAAUUUAUCAUCUUCAAACUUCAAACACCGGGACAACCUUGAGAAACAGCUUACAUUUACUGCUCUUCAUUUACUUGGUUUUGUUUCACCGAAGGAUGACCAAAGCCUGAAAGAUUUUCUUAUCAAGAAGUCAUCCUUUCUAGAAGACUGGCUAAAGUCAUUAUGCUCUUUGUUCAAUAGUGCCGAGGACCAGCCUCUGGCAAGUGAGACCAUAAAUGAUGAGGAUGGUUUCAGCCCAAAUGUAUCGCAGAAAGUUAUGUUGUCCUCUGCUGUACAGUCCUUGCUCAUUGUCUAUACAAGUGGAAACCAGCAAACCAUUGCUCAGAGAUUUGAGCAAUUGGCUAGAAGCAUAGCGUGAGUGACAAAACAAAUCAAUGGUGGUCUCCACUCCCAUUAACAAGCAGCAAGAUAUUGGUCAUCUAACUUCAGGGAAGCAAACUCACUGCUUCCAAUAAGGAGAGGCAACCCGACUUGUACAUUAAUACAUUCCAUGAAUUGGACGAAGCUGCCGAGUUGGGCGAUUUCAGAUCUUGGGCAGCAUGCAAGAGCUCCUGACAGCUAUAGCCAGACUCGGGUCGAUGCAGAACUGUCUCUGGUGUUGUAUUCUGUUGUAAAAGUAGUUCUUGAAUUUCUUCCAGGUGUGGCCAUGUUGUACAUCAUAUUUGUUGAUUGUUAGUGUGCAUAUAUGUAUCAGAUAUAUACUUGAGGGACUUAUUCCACUGGAGUUCUGCAAGCCCAAAAUUAUGGAUUAUGUUCCAUAUAAUCAUGGAUAUGAAUUGUUCGAAUUAUUUAUUCAUGGAUAUGAAUUAUUUAUUCCGGAUGUUA